AUGUUCGUCGAGGGCGAGAUUCUCGAUUUCCUCCCGGUCCCUGCGAGGGCUGUGCAAGGCAUCCGACCGUCUGGUCAGACUAAAACCGCCCUCAUCAGGAUAGUGAAGCUUGUACUGACAUGUGUACCACUUAUCGGGCUAAUCGCUUAUGCUAUUAUCUCGAUGGGACUCUUUGAGAAGGGGUUUCCCAUAGCCCUUCCGAUUCUCCAGAACGACUCAUGGACUGCAAGGAACGGGGAAAUGUUGAGAGUCGCAGAACCUAUACACAAUCUGUUCGUCCUGGUCAAACUGAUCGGGUCAUUAAUCGCCUUCUUCUUGCCAUUACUUGGCAACUCUCAGCCCGCAUCAUAUUGGCAAGUGAGAUCUUUACUGACCGACUUGGGGAUAGUGUGCGUGAUUUGGCUCCUGGAGCGCUACCGCAAGACUCAUAUCUGGGCUGAAGUGAUGCUCAAUAUCAUCCCGAAGACGUUUGCCAUGCGUCAAUACUUCAACGCCAUCUGGCAGUUAUUCCCCAUCACCGUGCCCCUGGUGGAGGCUCCCUUCCGCCUUGUCGAGACAUGCGCAUCCCUGCCCACCCAACGGCGACCACAACAGGAGGAUGAAGCGAAACGAUAUUCCACCAAACGUCUGCACCGCAUUAGUCACAUGGAUCUAUCGCUCGCUCUGGUCUAUGGCUCGACCUUCGUUCACACUCGUGUUGCGAUAUUCCUCAAGUACGAUGCAACAAUCACGAUGACAAGCGGACUUGUUUGGCUGGGGAUGAAAUCCAGUGAAUUGAAAGACCUCGUUUCGUGGUGGAAGGUGAUUGGGCGAUUCGCGCAAACGACUGCGAUUCUGGGUUCUGGUGAGAUGGCCUUGAGUUGGGCCUGGAGGGAAGAGAUCAUGCCAAAGAUUGAGAAGACACAGUCGCAUUCGAAAGAGGUUUGA
Messenger RNA from Aspergillus pseudonomiae, 927 nucleotides. RefSeq lists its product as uncharacterized. NCBI's taxonomy places the organism in Eukaryota, Fungi, Ascomycota, Eurotiomycetes, Eurotiales, Aspergillaceae. The coding region runs from base 1 to 927 and encodes 308 amino acids. The transcript has 3 exons. The record is from RefSeq and is a predicted model, not a curated record.